GCAAAAAUGAGAGGGAGGAAGAGAAAGGACAUAAAAUGCAACUAUAACCUCGACAAAGACGUCACCAGCGGCACGCUCUGGUCGGCACGCGGAGGAAAGGGCGUGAACUAGAUGUUGGGAGGGACUUAACAGUUCUCCGCCAGCUUCUCCGGCUUCUGCCCCUCCAACCUUCGCUCGCAUAAAGCACGCAGCUCCUGCCGCAUCCACCAUCACACCUUCAAGGGCUGGGUCGCGACUACAGACCGCAAGUUACCAUACUCACAAGGAAGUGCGGAAAAUAAGCUCAACAUGGGGUUACUUGGGACGGUUAUCUACCCCUACGUCAUACCCAUGCUCCUGGGCAGAACAUUUGACCUGUUCAAGGCUCAAGUGGGCGUGGACAUCUUCCCUCAAGACACCAUCAGGAAGCCAAUCCGCAUUCACCGUAGCUUUGUUACUUCAGACUUUCAGCUUAUCCGAAACGACACUGAAGCCAAGAGAUUUUUAGGUCUCUCCGAAGAUGUCUCCUUACGAGUGAAGGCCGGCAUUCUGAACAUCGGUGCCACGGGAGACUACCUGAAGGACAUUCAAACGAGAGAGAACUACUUGGAGAUUCUGGUCAAGUCUUUGUAUGAGACUUUCACAGAAACGCUGCAUGGUUCCGCCGACCCCAUCCAGGACUGGGACCUGCUGAGCCCCACCUCGCUGGGCACCCACUACGUCAGAAGUGUAACCUACGGAGGACAACUGCUGGCCUCUCUGCGGCUGCAGGUCAAGAGCGAGGGUGAGAAGGAGGCGCUGGAGAAGUACCUGACAUCGCAUUUCAGCUUCACCGAGGUGGCCGUCUCCGUGAAGGUGAGCGAAGGAGAGACAACCUACCGCCGCGAAAUGAACUCUUUCGAGGAGAAGUUGAAAAAGAUGAUGUACGACGUCAAGGAGAAGAUGGGGUCGGACAUUAGCCUGAACAUUAAAUACUACUCCACCGUCAAUGCCCCGUACGUGCCGCAAGAUGUUGGCAGCUUCUUGUCCGUGCUGGAGGCCUUCCCGGCGCAGGCCGCUAAGAUCAACGGUGGGUUCGGUGUGCCCCUGACGGUGGAGCUGGUGCCUCUCCACGACCUGUCUUCCCGCAUGACGGUGUUCAAGCCGAACUCCUUGCUGCAGAGCGCUCUCUCCGAUCUGGAGGCCAGGUUCAAUGACCUGCUUCUGACUCGCAAGCGCAUGGAGAGACACCCAUUCAACAAAACAAGAGGGCAUGGAAAGGAAUGCAAGAUGCGUGACCUGGGGACUGAGGUGCAGGACAAGAUGGCGGUGUUCAAGAAUGUGAUUCAGAACCUGGACACUGGCUCCCCCAAAGCUGGACACAUCAGCGAGCGGGCAUCCCGGCUACGAGCAGAAGCCGGAGGACGCAGACCUACUACGGAGCGCCUCAAGAACCUGGAGAAGGACGACGUUCGUGCAUUGUGGCGAGCAGACCAACGCGGGAGGCACAAUGACGCGGUGUGUCGUGUUGAACGCUUCGGGUACCUGGCCGAGCUGUCCAUGGCCAACGCCUUGUGCGCCUCGCCAACAGGUUUCAGCGGAGCCUUCCUCACCUCAAGCGCAACUGCACCAUCGCGGACACGGACCCCUGGACGCUGCGCCAGGAUUUGCCAGCAGGUGGUGGUCGGUUCCAGCCCCCCAGGACCGCGGCGAGGUGUGUUACCAAGUCGUGGCUGCGCAGCUGCAGACGGAAGCCAGUCUGGGGGCGGGGCUCGUGGUAGGGAACGGCUGGCAAGGCCAUCGGGCCAGACGGCCACUGGCCGCACAUGUGUUAACAGGCAGGCAUGCUACAGUGAGUUCUGCUGCUGUGCCUGA
Molecule: messenger RNA, 1833 nt
Organism: Pomacea canaliculata
Lineage: Eukaryota; Metazoa; Mollusca; Gastropoda; Architaenioglossa; Ampullariidae
Exons: 4
Coding region: 289-1833 (514 amino acids)
Source: RefSeq, a predicted model, not a curated record